Molecule: messenger RNA, 2620 nt
Organism: Schistosoma rodhaini
Lineage: Eukaryota; Metazoa; Platyhelminthes; Trematoda; Strigeidida; Schistosomatidae
Source: the annotation of a GenBank genome assembly
GACACGUGUAUAGAUACAAAUAGAAACAGGUAAUAACCAGUGAUUUUUCUUGUAUCUAUGGGAAAAUUGAAAAGUUAUUGUUUCUAUGAUGAUGAUACAUUUUAUUGUUGCUAACGAUUUUCCCUAUUCAAAUUAAAACAAUAUCGAAUAUUGCACUAUCGUUUUAAUAUACAAUCCAUAAAAGAUAUACUUUAAUGGAUAGACUAUAAAUAGAAAAAAACAGUAAUGAAUAUGACAAACAGGUUUAUCAAUGAAGAAAAAUAUUUUUUUUUCAUUUUAUGUCUUUCACAUUUCAUAUCACUACUACUUCUGCUACUAUGACAGUUAACGCACUACCUAUUUAAAUAAAAGAGGAUGCUACUAUGAGCUAUUGAAUUUUAUGUGCAACGGUAUUCCUAAUGCUCCCGGUUUUGUUAUGCCGUUUGAUGAUAAAACAUGCUACCAUUAGAGAAUAAUAAUAAUUCACAUAACACACUAAUGAAUGAUCAACGUUCAGUUACUGAUAAAUUAGCCUACAACUGUCCACAUAUCAUUCAAAUGAAAGAGCCUUCUAAAGUAGUAAAAAAACUCAGUAUCUUAGAGAUCAUAUGUGAUACAUUCUCUAUAAGAGGUGUUGCACGAAUGAGACGUGGACCACCAUUUCUACGAGGUUUAUGGUUUUGUUUUGUAUUAAUUAUGACUGUUGGUUUAUUAUUGACAACUUAUCUUUUAGUACAAGAUUAUUUAGUUUAUGAUGUUUCAGUAAAUAUACACGUUGAAUUAGAUGCUAAAUCACCAUUUCCAGCAUUAACCAUCUGUCAUCAUCAUCCAUUUUCACAGAAUGCUUAUCAUUUAUGGCGUAAUGGUGAUGUCAUGUCACCAAGUAUAUUUAACAAGCAUAUGCGUAAUUUAACACAUAAAUUUUUAAUGGAUAAUGAUGUCGAUGCAGCGGAAACUCUUUAUCAGUAUGAUAGUUUAUCAAUCUAUUAUCAAAAUUUAAAAGCAAUUGAUGCUUAUCGUUUAGGACAUGAUACAACUGCUUUCUUGAAUUGUAUGCGACGGGUUAAUCAUACUAUGCAAAUUGAAGAUAAUUGUAUGCAUAUGGACGGAUUUCAAAUACGUAAAUUUAGUCAUCAUACAUAUUUUAAUUGUCAUACAUUUGAACCAAAAACAAAAGUUGAAGCAGAAGAUACAGAUACAAUUGCAUUGAUUGUUAGUUUAGGUACAGAUCCAAAUUAUAGUAAUCAAGAACAAGCAUUUCUUGUGGAUUUAUUUGAAAUGGCAAGGGGAUUACGUGUUGUUGUACAUGAACCUGGAACAUAUCCAGAUUUAGAACGAGAAGGAUUGCAUGUUGAACCAGGGAAGCUAAAUGAAAUCAAUUAUCAGCCAGUUUUAUGGAAAAGACUUAAUACACCACAAAAUCCAUGUCGUGCCGAGUUUAUUGAUAGUAAUCCAGAAUUGGCUAGCAUCACUGAUCACAAAUUACCUCGAUUAACUGGAUUAGAUUUUGCAUACGCUUAUAAUGAUUUAAACGUUUCCUAUAGAUAUACUCAGUCCCAGUGUAUAUUGUUUCAUCAACAAAAAGAUAUUAUUAAAGAAUGUGGAUGUCAGUAUAUAUACAAUCCAAGACCACAAUACCCUUCAAGUAAUCUUCCAUAUUGUGGUUCAAUACUAGAAGGUGAUUUUGAUAUAUUGGCACUAGCUAAACGUAUCCAGUGUCUUACAAGUGGUCCUUUAAAUGUAACAGUCAAAAGUCAGUACGAAUCUACUCUGUGUCAUCCAAGAUGUCGAUAUUAUACAUAUGAAAGUACUAUAUCAGUUACGACAUGGAGAGCUGUUGACUGGCAAUUGCAUUGGCUUAGACAAUUGAAUAGAGCAUUUAAAUCAAUGCAAUAUGAUGUGAAAAUUAAUGGAGAAGAUUGGAAUAUCACUCAAAGUAAUGGUUUUCAUCGAUGGAAGGAGUAUUAUGAAAAAGACAAUCUAACAAAUAUUUCUGUGAAUGCAAUCAAUGAUCUCAAUCUUCAAGGUGAUAAUUUUGCUUAUGUUGUACUUAAACGUCGUGCUAGUGAUGUACGUGUUAGUCAAGAGAAAUUAGUAUUAAGCAUUAGUGUUCUACUUAGUCGUAUUGGUGGUUUAUGUUCAUUAAGUAUCGGAUUAACUGCAGCAUUCAUUGUUGAACUUAUUGAAUUUACUUAUCGUUUAGCAACCACUGAAAGAUCAAAUAUUAGACGUAACAAAAGUAUAGAGAAUAAAAGUCAUAGCAACAGUGUUUCAAGUGGAGAAUAUAAAAACAAACUGAAGCGAAGUGCAACUUGUAUCUAAUCAACUUGGAAGAGAGAAAACAACAUUCUAAUUUAUCUCUAUUUUACUUCAUUUGAUCAGUAUUGAUUUGAAUAUAAUGACAAAGGGUGUGUAGACAUACAUUCUAUAGAUAACCGAUAGUUCCUUGUUAUUCAGAUGGUGAUCUAUCCAUAUUGAAUGAAACAUUUUCUGUUUUACAUUUCUUCUUUUUAUUAUUCCAUGUAAUUUAUUUGUAAGUAAAUUUUGUCACGAUUAUUUUUAUGUAAACAUUAUUGAAGUGGAUUACUACUUUAAUGUAACCAUAACAACAGGAUCAUAUAUAAUGUUACAUGUUUUGAAG